This is a messenger RNA of Dendronephthya gigantea, 1470 nucleotides long. RefSeq names its product vegetative cell wall protein gp1-like. NCBI's taxonomy places the organism in Eukaryota, Metazoa, Cnidaria, Anthozoa, Malacalcyonacea, Nephtheidae. Gene Ontology annotation, molecular function: protein binding. The transcript has 2 exons. The coding region runs from base 1 to 1470 and encodes 489 amino acids. The record is from RefSeq and is a predicted model, not a curated record.
AUGCCCCCAACUCCACCGAAACCAACACCAACCGCCCCCCUCCGGUCAAAUUCUGAAUCUCAUGUUGAACACGAUGCUGUAGAUUCUCCUCCAGGGGGGGAAGAUGAUGCAUCGGCAACAUUAUCUGAAGCUACACUGCAAUCAACUGAAGAUGAUGUAAAUAACCCUAAAGGUCCUGGGGUGAGACGAGUAAAGCCACCUAUAAACAUCCCAAUUACUCCGAAGGCACACGCCAGUAACCCUGAUGAUCCCCCAAAGCCAAAAGCGAAGGAGCCUAAACCACAUGUGAAACCACCUAUAAAUACCCCAACUUCAUCCCCAGUUGUACCACCAGCAACCACCAAUGUCCCCAAAGAUCCCGCGGACUCAAAGAGUAACAAAACACCGGUGGAAUUGCCAAAACCCGCCCCAGAUUCUGUGUCAACGAUAAGAAAUAAACCAAUUUCACCGCUGGUGGCUGAACUGAAGAACCGUGUUAAGAUCCCAGUUCGACCCCCACGUUCCCUGCCCCCGGGUAAAAAGUCCAAACCCGAAGAAGUCGAAACGAAUGAACCCCCGCCUAAAGCAGUUACGACUAACAAGCCCCUUGAUAAGGCACUCGAUGAAACAGAUGCUCCUGGAAUCGAGGCUAAACAAACCAUCACAAAUAGUUCACCAUCGGCUCCACAAACCGACGUAGAGGCGAAUCUGCAAAAUAACGAAUCAGCGGUUGCAGCUCCGAAAUUACCGCCCCGUGACGGACGGCCAAAGUUGCACGAGACGCCCAACAAUGACCAAGGUGGUUCUAUGGCGGAAGAAGUUCGCACAACUAGUCAGAACGAAGAGAACCACCACCAAACUGGCACAGAUUAUAUCCCUAACCUUCCCCCGAAAUCCCCCAAAUGGCCGCAAAAAUAUCCCAUAGAAAAUCCCAAUUACGUUAUCCCAAUACAGCCAAAUGUGUCCAGCAAUUACCCUCAAUCGCCCUCCGUGCCCCCUGCAGUACCGUCUAGUCCCCGUCCAGGGAACAAGGCUCGUACACAGUGGGGAAAGAAACGUUCUGACACAUUACCGAGAGAAUUUAAAUUCGGCCAAAACAACGAGUACGCUAUUCCACAAACAGGAAAUGAAGAUAGCGUAUAUGAAGAGCCGUUUCAAAGACCCGUAGCAAUGCCGACGGUACACGAGAAGAAUUCCCCUACGACUGCUAAGUUCCCAGGUCACGAUGAAAAUCCAUACGACUUGGUGGCUAGGAUUCCCUUAGAUCUAUCUGGCCUCAGCAUUGGCCAAGUCUCUGAUUUGCUGAAAAAUUUGAACAUGGCCGAGUAUGCAGAGACGUUUGAGAAUGAAAUGAUAGACGGGUGUUUGUUGAAGGAGAUGAAGGAGAGCCAAUUGACAGACCUUAAAAUGACCUCUUUUCAUCGCACAAAGUUGCUCAAUUUUAUCAACGGUUGGCGGCCGAAAUUAGCAGCAGACAAACGGAAAACCUAA